CUAAUGGGUUGACCAUUAUUUUUCAAUGUCUGAUGAUGCUAAUUGCAGGUUGUCAUGGGCCAGGUUUCUGUAGGUGUGGUAGAGCUAAUGCUAACUGGCUAUAAGCUCAGGAAAGAGCAUGCUACUGGGAGACGCCAGUGUAGUCUCUGGGAUGCUCCAAGGGUAACAGAAUUUCCUCCAGUGGUAGGCAGUACCUGUCUCUUCACCAGCAACAAGGAGGUAGUCACUCAGCAGCACAUUUUCAGUCCUCAUGACUCAUGAGGGAUUUGAGCAAAGGGAAAACUGAAAAAUUUCAGCAUUAACUGAGGGGAAAAAAGGACCGAUUUUAGCAGCCCUGUUCUUAUCUGCACUGGCUCAACUUUAAAUUGAGCACUACACUGAAACAAAGCAAGAUGAAUAAUUCAGAAGAUACAACUGGACAGAGACCCUUGAAGAUCCCAGGGGAUUUCCAAGGUCAUGCUCUCCCAGGAGCUUUCUUGAUUUUUUUGAGUCUCUGGUGGAAUUCUGUGAAUAUUCUGAAGUAUGUCUGCAAAAAACAAAAACAGGCUUACCUUCAUUCCAAACCAUGGAUAUAUCGAGCAGAAAUUUUGGAUGGAAUUAUACUAAUUGGCAUGGUUUUAUUUGGUGCCAUCAGCCUACAAAUAUAUGCUGAGGUCUCAGAGAGCCGGGUGAUGUGGAUCCUACGUUUGCACCACACAGUUAUAUAUAGCUUCUAUGGGAUUCUGGGUGUGACCAGAAUCUUAAGCACUACCAUUAAAUGGCUCCCAGUCUCCUUAACCAAGCUGGCAUUGUCAAAUGCCUUCCUUGUACAAACUUUCAUCAUGUACAACCACACUCAUGGCCGAGUCACAGUGGAUGUUUUUUUGCACAAGAUACUGGCUCUUGCCACCUUCUUAUCAGGCCUGGUUUCCUUCAUGGAGGUCCUCACAAAGAAUAAUAUAACCCUGGAGCUGCUGCGGUCAAGUCUCAUUAUGCUCCAAGGGACUUGGUUAUGGCAGAUGGGUUUUGUUCUCUAUAACCCGACUGGAGGUGUUGCCUGGGAUCUGACAGAUCAUCACAACACUAUGCUUCUUACCAUAUACUUUUGUUUCCAUUGUGUGUUUGCCUAUAUCAUCAUUGGAGUGAAUUAUGCUGUUGUCACUUGGUUGGUGAAGUGGAGACUUAGGAAGUUCUGCUUCACACAAGUUCCACUCCUGAAAAAUGUCGGGCAAGAGGAAGAAUCAGAAGAGAUGUGAACUUGAUGGGCAGCCAUUCAUUCUUACAUAAACCUUUCUUUAUUGUAAUGAACCCUACUUUCCUCUUGCUUUUGACCUGCAUUAAGUAUGCACGAUCUGUACUGUUUAUAGUUCCAAUUUUGUUAAAAGUACUUAAAUGUAGUUAUUUCAUUUUUAUCUGAAAGUACUUUGGAUGACAAGAUUAUUUCACACACAUGGUAUCAUAUAGUCAGAAUCAUAUGUAAAAAUACUUGUUUUAAUUUUCCACAUGGAUAGUCUCCAGGCUCCUGGUCUUGCUGUACCUUGCAGUUCAUUAAAAAUGGGGCAACAAAAGAAAUUAAUAUAGAAACCUCAUGUCUUUGUUUUCACCUUUGGACUAUACCACAUUCUCAUGUGGUGCAGAAAUAGCUGAGUAAUUCAGAAAUACCUUUCUGUGAGACAUCUCCCAUGGAAAAACAGACACAAACCAGGAUGAUAGUAUAUAUCUUUAAUCCCAGUGCUCAUACUGUGAGAUUGGGAGCAUAGGUAGGAGAAUUUCCAGAAGCUCUCAGACUGGCUAAUCCUGUGUACACCACAGUGACCAUCAAAGAGACCUUAUCUCCAGGUAGAAGAUGAAGACCAAUCCAGAGGUUGUCUUUAGACAUCUACAUACGUGCCAUGGUACCCACAUUCACUCACUUCAUAUAUACAGACACACAUAUAUACAGACACGUAACACACACACACACACACACACAC
Molecule: messenger RNA, 1952 nt
Organism: Peromyscus leucopus (white-footed mouse)
Lineage: Eukaryota; Metazoa; Chordata; Mammalia; Rodentia; Cricetidae
Product: transmembrane protein 45A-like
Exons: 7
Coding region: 393-1235 (280 amino acids)
Source: RefSeq, a predicted model, not a curated record